AUGCUGACCAAUAUUUUGAAACCUUUCAGCGACGAAGAAACCCGUACGUGCACCUUUGGAAGCUAUUCGAUCAAGUUUGUCAUUAGAAAUUUCGAACCGUUAUUAACGAAAACUGUUUUCGCCAUCAGGUACAAGACACGGUCCAACAAGGUCCGCGUUAUCAAGACUCCCGGUGGUGAACUUCGAUACCUCCACAUCAAAAAGAAGGGUACUGCACCAAAAUGCGGUGACUGCGGCAUCAAGCUCCCAGGCAUUCCCGCUCUUCGUCCCCGUGAAUACUCUCAAAUCUCUCGCCCAAAGAAGACUGUAACCCGUGCUUACGGUGGCUCCCGCUGCGGAAACUGCGUCAAGGACCGGAUUGUUCGUGCUUUCUUGAUUGAAGAGCAGAAGAUCGUCAAGAAGGUCUUGAAGGAGUCGCAAGAGAAGGCCGCUGCUUCGGCGAAGAAGAGAUGA
Messenger RNA from Uncinocarpus reesii 1704, 453 nucleotides. Its product is annotated as 60S ribosomal protein L34-B. The record is from RefSeq and is a predicted model, not a curated record. The transcript has 2 exons. Lineage: Eukaryota; Fungi; Ascomycota; Eurotiomycetes; Onygenales; Onygenaceae. Gene Ontology annotation, molecular function: structural constituent of ribosome. Gene Ontology annotation, cellular component: ribosome. Bases 1 to 453 code for a protein of 150 amino acids. Gene Ontology annotation, biological process: translation.